UUGUUUAUAAAUGGCGGACAAGGUGCGCAUGGAUGAGUGAGUGUACUGUUGAUCAACUGAUAUUUCGUGAUUUCUUGCCAAAAAUGAGGGAGGUUACGACUGAUAAGUGUUUAUCUUAAAAUAUAACACACAGUUGGACUGUGUGUUGGAAAAUGGCCUCCCCUGACACGCCAACACGGCUUUUGGAAAGUCCGUCGGUGCUACAUGUAGAGAUUGACAAACGUCUGGAGGAGGAUGGUUUGAACCCACAAUGCACAGAUGAGGAGAAGUUGUUCUAUAUCUGGAGACUGUACCAAAAUGCCGAGAAUGACUUGCUGUCAGCGACUGAAAAGCAAGAGCAGCUUAAGCGUUCCCAGGCGGAGGAAAUGCAGGAAGUUGAGAAUUAUGUGGAGCAUAUUCGGCACCUCUCGGACGAGCGAGAAGCCCUCAUUCAGGAGCUGGAGACUGAGAACGACCAGCUUAAACAAGAAAUAGAAAGAUUUCGACAGGAACAAAAUGCAUCUGCUCUUCGUGAUGAGACGGCUGAGAUGCUAAUACAGCAGGGCCUGGAGGAGAUCGCCCAAGCCCCUACAAGUGAACAGAUUGCAUUUCUUCUAGUUGAACGUGCGAGACUUUUGGACGAGCUCGAGGCCGAGCAAGGUCGGAGUGCAUCAGCAUUAUCGGACGGUAGAAUAUCGGAAGAUCUUCAGCGUACGAUUGAUCGUGAAAGAGAAGAACUUCAGGAAGAGAUAAACCAAACGCGAGAAGUAACAAAGACAGAAAUUGAGCAGAUCAAGCGUGAGCACGAGGAAGAGAUUAACGUAGUUAUGGAUGAAAACCAACGACUCGAAGAUGAGCUGGCUUCUUCCAAGAAGCAGAUUGAAGAGCUGGAAACAAAGAUGAAAGAAUUAGAAGAAGAGAGAAAGAAGGAAAAAGAACAGUAUGAGAAAGAAAAAGAGGGUUUUGUUAGUCCAGCAGAAGAGGGAGAAGGGGACUCAUUAUCUCCCCUGAUGAAAGGUCUGGUCUCCCCAAGAUAUCCAAGAGCAUCACCAAGGCAACGACCUCCAAGCCCUGCAAGGUCAGCAAAUGAUGUUGCACUCCGAUCAAUCAUCGCUGAGAAAACCAAACUUGAAGGUGAAAUUCUUGGUUUCAAGUCCAAGAUAAAAGCAUUGGAAAGUGAAAUUGCAACACUGAAAGAAAAGGUAACCACAAUGGAGAAAGACUCUGAGGAGUCGCAGCUGAAGUUGUCACAGCUACAGAUGAAAAACAAGAGUUUAAAGGCAGAGUUAGAGGAGACAGAACAGCAGCUCGAUGAGACAGAGUCACAGAUGGAAGAACUUCGUAAAGAAAAGACCGAUCUCCAAAACACUCUUGAUACCAUGACAUCAGAAUUCAGUACGUUAAAAACCGAAAGUGCCAAAUAUAGUGAAGCUCAAGAAAUCGUUGACAAACUCAGUUUCGAAAACAAGGAAUUAUCAGCGCAGGUUGAAUCUUUGAAAUAUGAAAUGGACAAAGUUAUUGCAGAGAAAGAUGAAGUUGAUAAUCAAAAGUUGGAGUUAAGUAAAACGGAAAUAAAACUGACCAAUGAAAUUCAGGAAUUAAAAAGUGAACUGAAUACGAUCAAACAAGCAAAGGACGAGUAUUUAGAUCAGAAAAAUGAAUUGUCGGAAACUCGGACAAUGUUAGACUCAAAGACGCUAGAGUUUGAGAAGUUAUUUAAUAACAGUGAAAAACUGAAUAAAGAAAAUAAAGAACUGUUAAAUAGAUUGGAAGCAUUAGAGAAUGAAUUAGAUAAUACGAAGAAGGAAUCACAAGGAAUAGCUAAACAAGAGAUUAUUGCUACCCAUAUGAGAGAUCAAAAUUCCAAGUUAACGAAAGAAGUGGAGGAUCUCCAAGCUAAAUUGAAAUCAAAGACGGAAGAUCUUGAAGUUGCAGAAUCAAGACACAAAAAAGAAAUUGAAGACUUGAAAGCUAAGUUACAAUUAACAUUAAAUGAACUAAGCAAAGCUAAAUCAGUGGUAGACCAAGAACGUAGUGAAAACACUGAACUUACUUCACGUGUGUUAGAUCUAGAACAACAACUAGACGACGCAUCGCGUGCUUCUGAUUCUAAAGCAAGUUCUAUAUUGGAAAUGGAAGUUAAAGUAAAAGAGUUAGAAGCACUUUUAUCAGAAAAAGAAAAUUUAGAGGAACAAUUAACUCAACAGAAAAGACAAACUGAAAAACUGCAAGAUGAAAUAGAUGAACUUGAAGCAGUGAAGAUUGAGUUAGAAGAUUCUCAUGAUCUAUUUGAUCAGGAAAAACAAACUCGUUCUCAGCUGGAACGAAGGUUUCGCGACCUGGAACAACAGUUUGAAGACCAGAGAAUGGAUCAUGAGAAUAUACAGCAGACAUUAACAGCAAAGGUAAAGACGUUAGAGAAUCGUGUUCAUGCUCUCCAAGAUGACUUGUUUGCUGCACAAGAUGAGCUACAAGCAGCACAAGAAAGCUAUGAAAAGCAUAAUCAAACUUACCACAGAGAAAGUGGUAAAUUUGACCCCAGCAAGGUCCAGGAAGAAUCAAAAGCAGCACAGAUAGAACUUCAGGAAAGAUUGAGUCAAGAAGAGCAGAAGACAGUCCAGGCUGUAGCGAAACUAGAGCAGACGGAUAAUGUUACACAGAGACUGGAGACACAAAAGAUAGAGAAUUUAGAAAAGCAGAUUGAAGCUAUGAAAGAAAGAGUAGCAGACGCUCAGAACAGAACAGACACUAUUACAAAAGAACGUGAUUCACUUCUUCGAGAAGUUAAACUUCUUCGUGAGACAACAAAACAGUUUGGAAAUAAGUCGGAGGACAAUGAAAGUAUGAAACAAGAUUUGGAAGCAGUUCGGCGGGAACUUGAGCAUUUACGUACAUCAGCACAAUACGAUGGUGAGGAGAGACAGCAACACGUAGAUAAAAUAAGAACACUUGAAGAUUUGACACGACAGCUUGAGUUAGAUAACAGAGAACUGGCAAAUAAGCUCCAAGAAACUCUAGUCAAAUACGAACAGUCAGAGGAGUCAUUCAACCGUGAAAAGAAAGACACCCUCGAUCGACAACAACAGAACAACUGGCAGCUGACACAAGUCGAGUCUGAUCUGAAAACGGCAAACAACCGAAUCAAAGAACUCAGGGAAGAAUUAGGAAAGAAACAAAACAACUUACUGAAGUUAGAGUCGGAUAAAGUAGGACAGUCUGCAAAGUCAGAAAGUAGUAUUGCCAGGUUGGAAGCAGAACUGAAUGAAUUAAAGAUAUAUCAUCGUAAAGAGGUGGACAGACUGAAUGCUAAAGUUGAAUCAGCUGGGAAAGAAAAUAAAGAAUUGAAGAAUACACUCAGGGAAAAGGACCAGGAGAUAUUAAGCAAACAGCAUGAAACAAAGAGAAUAAAAGCCCAGGUUGAAAGGCUGGAAGCUCAGCUACAGACAGAAAUGAAAAUACGCACUGACCUUGAAAAUCGUAACACAUCACUGGACCAAGAAAUAUCAAAGGUUUGGGGCCAGGUUCGAACUUUAAUGGAGAAGAAUGCUAGUCUUGAGGCAACCAAGCGAAACCUUGAGGAAGACAUUGAAAGGAAAUCAAAUACUGCACGUCAAGCGGAAACUACUUAUGUUCAAUCCAAAGCUAGUCACGAAACCACGAUGAAGGCUUUACAGAGCCGAGCAGAUGCAGCAGAAAGACGGAUAUUUCGGUCAAGGUCAUACCAUUAUAAGAAAAACUUUAGUUUUGACCUUGACUGCCCGUGGAUGAGAAAGGCUGACACGUUACAACGAGAGCUGCAGGAGACAUCAAUGAAACUUCAGAAUUUACAGAGUCAGGUAUAUGAUGCAGAAAGCAGUAAGAUGGAUCUACAGGACAAGAAAGAUAAAAUGACACAACUCAAGAACCAGUUGGACGGUGAAAAACUACAAAGGAAUCUGUUGGAUCAGACAGUACGAGAGCUACAGCAACAAGUCAGCAUGAUGCGACAACGAGAGAGUAAAGUCCUUGAACAGAAUCGUGAACUUCAGCAUACGAUUCUCGAUCUUGAGUCAAAACUUGAGGAAGUGCAGGAUCGCAGUCAAACUGCAUUUGAAAUGGAAAAUGAUCAUGGUUGGCCAAAUAAGAUGUCCAAUAGUUUAAGUGAGCAACAGCAUAUGACAGAGGUCGGCAAGCGGUCAAUGAUGGAGCAGAUUUUAAAACUGCAGAAGGACAUUAAAGACUUGCAGUACGAAUUACUCACUGUUAACGAGAGGCGGGAAAUUAUUGACAGAAAAUAUGAGGAGAGAAAAGUGCGAACGAAGUCGAAACUUCUCAAAGCAAGUGGAGAGGACACCUACAAUUACUACGCUUAUGAACACGAGUAUCAUGAACUCCCGGGGGAAUUUUAUACAAAAGAAAAACAUCGUGUUCAAGAUCAGUUGAAUCGUAUGGAUGAAGAUUUACGAUUAACGAGGGCUACUCUGCGUAAAGAACUUGACUGGAAAGAUAAAAUGGAUGGCAACUAUAAACAGCUUCUUUCAGAAAAGAGAGAGUUACUCUCACAGUUGAACGAGAUGGAGGAAGAAGUGAGAGAAAAGUCGCGCUCAGUCUCGAUUCUGCAAGUUCGGACGAAAUAUUUGGAGGAAGAGAAUACGCGUUUACAGGAUCGCAUAGAUUCUAUAACACAACAGAAACAUGGCCUCGAUAAAUUAUUAAAGGAACAUAAAAUCGGCAAAGAUCGGGAGAGCAAUUUGUUGCGCCCUGUUUCACCUAGUGAUAACCCGCACAGCAUCACCAUAGCAACCAGUAGUGGCCUCGGCAACAGCAUCACUUCUAGCUGGGAACCGGACAAUUUAGUAGACUCAAUAUUAAACUUCCGUAGCCGGCCUGAGGAACCGGAAAUUGAUACACAUUUUACUAGUUACCUAGCUAACUCAUACACCCGAGGUUCGGGCAUGGGAUCAAUAGGUGAAUCAAUCGAUCUGUAUCGAGAGAAGGAUGAAACUGCUAGUGACUCGGAUUUUGAUGCAGAUGACUUUGAUUCAUGAUUCUGGGCGUGGAAUUUAAUUCUAGUUUUUUCAUUAUUUUUUAAAAACCGACCAUAAUGUUAACAUUAGCAGAGAUUUUAAAGUUAUUUUAUUUAUUUAAAUGUCAUUUUAGUGCAUUUAUUAAUAACUUUUCAUUUUAAUUUUAUUGUGAUCAAGUAACCGUCCAUCAUAGUUGAUUAGCAAUCAAAAUACAUGUAUACAAUGUUACAAAGGCCAUUUUUGCCACUUUUAUUUAUUAUUUCAUUUUUAUUCAUAUAUUUACCAAACACAGUUUGCUAAAACAUUCUAUUUAUCAGAAUUAUUUUUUCAUUUUGUGAUAAGAACUUUACUUGGAAUUUGAUAUUACUGCAAUUUUUCAUGAAAGAUUGUAUAUUUCAGAAAUCAUGGGGGG
Molecule: messenger RNA, 5397 nt
Organism: Mercenaria mercenaria
Lineage: Eukaryota; Metazoa; Mollusca; Bivalvia; Venerida; Veneridae
Product: trichohyalin-like
Exons: 31
Coding region: 153-5006 (1617 amino acids)
Source: RefSeq, a predicted model, not a curated record